Molecule: messenger RNA, 1566 nt
Organism: Iphiclides podalirius (scarce swallowtail)
Lineage: Eukaryota; Metazoa; Arthropoda; Insecta; Lepidoptera; Papilionidae
Source: the annotation of a GenBank genome assembly
AUGAGUGCGAGCACUGAAAACAUCAACAGCACCGGUGAUUUCACGAAGUCGAACGCCCACCUUACCGACGACGGGGAAAAGAGGACAUGGCGAGAAAAAUCGAAGCGCGCGUUGAAGGGCAUCAAGUGUUGCGUACGCGAGACCACGGUCGAGCCUUGUUUGUUUACUUUCAUGUUGUGCACAGCUUUAUCAUCGCUGGCGGUACAGAACAUGCACUUAGAGAAAUCGUGCAGAGUAAAUUUUCAGUACAGCGACGACAUAUGCGACAGAAUCCGGGAUCGAAACACGACUGGCCUUGAAAAGGAAGUGAAUGACGUGCAGAGCCUAGUGGCGAAUGUUGUCGCCUGGAAGUUUCCUCUCCAGACGGCGAUACCGGCCUUGAUGGUGCUUUUUAUUGGGGCGUGGAGUGACAAAACCAAGAAGCGAAAGAUUUUCAUACUGUUCCCGUUCACGGGCGAGAUUGUCGCCAAUAUCGGCCUCUUAUUUGCCACAUACUAUUUCAAGGAACUGUCGUUGACAGCAACUGCGCUGAUCGAAGCGUUGCCGGCUGCUUUUACCGGCAGCUACAUAAUAAUCUUCAUGGGCAUGUACAGUUUCAUGUCCGACAGAACAACGGUUGAGAACAGGACUUUCCGUUUAGGCAUGGUUACGAUCUGCGUAAGCUUGGGCACCCCCACAGGAACCGCGCUAAGUGGAAUCUUGCUUAGAAUGUUAGGAUACUACGGCAUGUUUUCCCUGCUGCUAUUGCUCCAUACGUUCUCUUUCGUUUACGGUUUGUUUAGACUUGAAGAUGUUUUGCCACCAGAAGAAAAGUGUGAGGCCAUCGGUGAAUCAAUUGGCAGUAAUAGAUUUAACAGAAAAAUUAAAGAAGUGUUCAAGCUUGUGGCGGAAACCGUAAUGGUUGCCUUAAGGCCUCGAGCUUUCGGUUUGAGAAUGCAAAUCAUUUCAGUAAUUCUGUUGUACAUUCUAAUGGUGGGACCUCUUUAUGGUGAUUCGCAAGUGAGUUAUUUGUAUGCAAUACGCAAAUUCAACUUGAACGAAGUGGAGUUCAGUAUUUACGGCGCCAUCAACACCAUCCUCGGCUUGAUAGGCACUUUUUUUUGCGUAACGUUUUUAAGUAAAAAACUGGAUGUUCAAGACAGCGUAAUUGGCGUUUUGGCUGGCAUCAGCAGAAUAGCGUCGUGCUUCGUCUUCGCUUUCGCUCCGAACAGAGAAUGGUACUACUCCGCCCCACUAUUCAACAUAUUCAGUCACACCGGCCUUACAGCGGUUAGAGCAAUUGCUACGAAACUCGUGCCUACAGAGGAAGUUGCGAAAUUAAGCUCACUAAUGGGUGUCACAGAGGCUAUAGCGCCCUCGAUAUACAUGCCAACGUCGAGUUUCAUUUAUAUAUCAACAAUUGAGACAUUUCCAGGGGCAUUUUACUUAUUCGACGCAGCUCUCACUGUGUUUGCCCUGGGCCUGUUCAUAUUUAUAUACGUUUUAACGAGGCGACAACGUGCGGCAACUGUAACGGAUCCCGGUAGAAAAGAGGAAUUUGCAAGAACCAAUGAAGUAUCCAGAUUU